CCACCAUCCAUCAACAACUCCUUGACAAACUCCAUCUUCAAUCUCUCCACUCCAACUCGUUUUUUUUCUGUUUGUCGUACAUUUUCCGCUUCAUGUGUUUCUAGUAUCGAAUCUCCUCUCCUCCAUCCCCUCCUCAUUGAUCGGUCGCCUUGCGCGCAGCAACCAUGGGUUUGCCUAUGUUCCGAGAGCCCGAUGAGGCCAUCGCCGAACAAGCCGCCGCAAAGCUCGACCAUGUUGCCGCCACCCGCCGUUCCACAAUCCGUCGCGAAUCCUCAAUUCGGCCCCAUCGCCAAUCAUCAGGCGAUGGCGCUCGCCUCAGCCCUCGGUCUGCAAAUGACCACAGAGUUAGAAGAAUGAUACGCAUGAUGGUUGGAGAAGAUCCUGACCUGCACUCCCUCCCCCCUCUACGCCACCUCGACGACUCUAUGUCGAGUAUUGAAGCUCAGAUCCAGGAUUUGCGCCGAGAUCAACUCGAACGGCCAUUGGAUCGUCUGCGCGACCGUCUCCUGCAGCCAAUCGACAAUGCUCGCGAUCGCGUCACCAUCGAACGUCUCGAUCCCGAUUUCAUCGAGGUCAUGGACCACUUCAGGAGCCAUGCUGACACCCCCAUUCCUCUAAUUGAUACCGAUUAUGCUUUUGGGGAGCCCACAUCCAACAUGCAGGAAACCGUCUCACAAAACCUCCCGCGACCAUCCAGAGAAUCUGGACUUCGAUUUGAGGUUAUCGCCUCUCCCCACCCAGACAGCGAUACCACCCGUCGCCGUCGUCUUCGCCCACACCGUACUACCAGCCAACGAGAGAGAGGCCUAAGAUCCCCCCAUCGAAGCAGGUCGCCAUAUUCUCUUGCCGUUCAGGGGUCAUCCGGUGAUGACGACGUUCAGGCCAGCGCGCCAAACAGUGCAGCCUUGACUCCUGGCUUUGCCCCCGCUCACGGUCCCUUGCGUCCACUUUCUCGAGCCGCCGACGAUCAGCCCUUCCAAGACGUCGACGUAACGCCCGUCUGGGCCGCUCGAUUUUCCCCAGACACCCCACCUCUAGAUCGAGAUUCUUCUUCCUACCCAGCCCUUCGCCGUGUCAAUCACCUUUCACCACGUCCCAUCAAUUCGGGGCCAAGAGUGGAUGGACUAGGAGAUCGGAUGAUGAGCCCAAGUCCAAGUUCCGAUUCGCACGAAGAGGAGAAUUGGAACGCUCUCUUGACUAGUAUCCCACCAGGAAGAGCAAGUAAUGCUACGUCUUUCAUGUCGUCCCGAUCCGACUCACGAACCGAGUCUCAGCGCUCAUCCCAAGCUGCCACAUCGGCAACUAGUUUUGGAGAAAUCGGAGCCGACGAAUCCUGUGACUUGGACCUCCCUUUCGGCAUUACCUACGAUCAAGUUCGGGAGAUACGCGCAAGCCAUGGACGAGGACCAAGACCAGCUCCGUCACGACUGACUGACUCGAGGUCCUUGGACGCCUUUCGCCGGCAAUUAAAUCGGCCCCGGGAUCAGCCUCGCCCCGCUAGCCAGUCAAGGGAGAGCUUGUCUCCUGGCACUGACGAGCUACGCGUCUUUUCGGAUAUCUUGCAGCGAAUGCAGAGGAGGGAGGAGGUUCCAGAUGGAAUGUGGGCCGCCGUGGGCCUCUCGCCUGAUGUGGUUCGUUCCCACGCCAUAUAAAUCCGGUUACACGUCUACCAAGAGACUUUGUUUUUCUACGCAGGCUCGCUCGAGCCGCACACGCAACACAUGUUGGAUCGUGGACAGCAAACAAUUGUCAAGAUAUCCAACGAAGCCUGUCGCUCUCACUCUCACCCUCGCCAUCGCCAUCGCUACCACCCUCCAACGUCACACCCAAAAGCCACUUUUCUCAACAGCCAUACCUGGCUUUCUAAUCAUCACCGACAAAGAAACGGCUGGGCCCUUCUUUGCCAUGCUUCCAUUUUCGUACCGGCGACAUGCGGCGCAAUUUUUGUACAGCGCAAGGAAAACGUCACGAUGGGAGGAGUAGAGGGAGGGCAAAAUGACCAUUUUCCGGCCAUGUCACACUCUGUUAUACUGUAGUUAUGCCAGGUCCACGGCCGUGACAAUCGAUCCGUCAAUUGGUUGCCCCGAAGUGGGACUUGUGUCAUUCAUUCUUUACAUCUUGUCUUGCUGUGUCGACGUGUGUGUGAGCCGUUGUGGGAGUUCUCCUUAAAUAACGGGUAUGACGGUUCCUGGCCAUGAUAGGCACGCAGUGUUGAUCUCGUCUAAAUGCUUCAAUCUCCUGAACCACCAACACUCUGUGGGAUACCGUACUAGAUCACCAAAAUACUCGUACCCAUUCACAUUCACAUACCCACACCGUCGGCGGCGAGCGCAGCAAUGCUAUCCAUUCUCAGCAUCCUCUUUUUCCGUAUAUCGUCGUCGUCAGCUUCGUAGUCGCCACGAGCAAAUUCCUCCUCGAUCUGACCCUCGACCUUGAUGACGUCCUCGCUAAGCCAGGAGUCGUCGUGCUGGCUGACGAUGAUUUCCUGGACGGGGAGGCGAUUGGCCAUGACUUCCAUCGCGUUGCGCAUGUCACUUUCCUGGGUGCGCUUGAGGCUUUCUUCGAAGGAAGAGGAGAUGCCGGCGGCAAAGUUACGCUUUGCGACUCGCUCAGUGGCGGUGUCG
Exophiala mesophila is the source of this 2624-nucleotide messenger RNA. RefSeq lists its product as uncharacterized. The coding region runs from base 165 to 1652 and encodes 495 amino acids. The transcript has 2 exons. The record is from RefSeq and is a predicted model, not a curated record. NCBI's taxonomy places the organism in Eukaryota, Fungi, Ascomycota, Eurotiomycetes, Chaetothyriales, Herpotrichiellaceae.